AUAUAUAAGCAAAAACUGAUGGAGUUGUCUUCUUCAUAAUUUCAUCACCGGUCCAAAUCGUCAAACUCUCUCUGUGUCUUCUAAACUAAAAUCCUCUUUCUUCUCUCUUAGAUCUAAAACAAUGCCCAAACUCUCCAUUCUCAUUUACCUUACUUUAGCUUUUCUCUUCCUUCUCCUUAUCUCUCGCAACCCUUCCAAGCCCUCUAACCAACGUCACCGCCGUCUCAAGCUCCGUUCUACUUUCAACUUCUCCGACCACUACCACCACCACCACGACCCUAUCGUUUUCGACCCUCUCGUCGCUGACAUCGAGCGCCGCCGCGAGGACGAGCAAUGGGAGAAGCACUACUUUGACCAAGUACAUCCUGAAAUCGCUACCCAUGCUGACCACCAUGACUCCGCUCCUGCUCAUGAGGCCCAGCCUGAUUGGGAGGAUUUCAUGGAUGCCGAGGAUUACUUGAACGACGAAGAGAAAUUCAAUGUCACCAAUAGGUUAUUAUUGCUUUUUCCGAAGAUUGACGUGGACCCAGUUGAUGGUUAUGUGAGCGACCUUGAAUUGACUGAGUGGAACUUGAAUCAAGCAGAGAGAGAAGUCAUGCAUAGGACUCAAAGAGAGUUGGAUGUUCAUGAUAAAAAUCAUGAUGGAUUCAUUUCUUUUGCUGAGUAUGAGCCUCCUAGUUGGGUUCAGAAUUCAGAUAAAAAUUCUUUUGGUUAUGAUAUGGGCUGGUGGAGAGAAGAACAUUUCAAUGCAUCAGAUGCAGAUGGAGAUGGUCUUUUGAAUAUGACAGAGUUCAAUGAGUUUCUGCAUCCAGCUGACAGCAAAAACCCAAAGCUGCUUCAAUGGUUGUGCAGGGAGGAAGUAAGGGAAAGAGAUUCUGACAAAGAUGGGAAGGUUAAUUUUAAAGAAUUCUUCCAUGGACUAUUUGACUUGGUGAGAAAUUAUGAUGAAGAAAGUCAUAAUUCCUCACAUCUCUCUGAUGAUUCAAUGGAGGCCCCAGCUAAGAUGUUAUUUGCUCAGCUAGACAAAGAUGGUGACGGAUAUUUGUCUGACACUGAGUUGCUGCCUAUUAUUGGAAAGCUUCAUCCAUCAGAGCGUUACUAUGCAAAACAACAAGCAGAUUACAUCAUAUCACAGGUAUGCAAAUUUGCAUGUUAUUAAGUAUGGAAGCUGUCAUUGAACAUUGUGUGAAGCACAUGGCAGGCUGAUACAGAUAAAGAUGGGCGGCUAUCCUUGAUGGAGAUGAUUGAGAACCCAUAUGUAUUUUACAGUGCUGUUUUCAAUGAUGAAGAAGACGAGGAUUAUGAUUUCCAUGAUGAAUUCCGUUAAUUUCAACAGUAGGCUACCAAGAAAAGAAAAACAGAGGUAGAUUUCAAAUUCUUAUUUAGCAGGAGUUUUGUGCAUUAUAGAGUUAGUAAUUAUAAAAAGGUUACAAACUUAAAAGGAGAUCAAGCUCUAAAAAAUGGUAAAUCUGAUUAUGGUGCUCUGACCAAACCUGCAUUGCAAAUACCCCCAACAGAUGGUAGCUGGAAUAUCAACCAUGGCAAAACGUUUUUGUUAAAAUUAAGUUGGAUGUCUAAUUUGGUUUUUAGAUGCUUAAUUUGUUGAUGCGUUGGAAUAUCCAAUGAUACAUUUUUUUAAAACUUGUACCACUGUACUAAAGAAUGAUAUCAGGUUCAACUGAAGUAGUAAUUGGGACCAAAACCUUGUGAUUAUAUCCUCAAGGGAUUAUUGAAGUUUUGAGCGUUUCUAUUCAA
This is a messenger RNA of Hevea brasiliensis (rubber tree), 1755 nucleotides long. RefSeq lists its product as uncharacterized. NCBI's taxonomy places the organism in Eukaryota, Viridiplantae, Streptophyta, Magnoliopsida, Malpighiales, Euphorbiaceae. Gene Ontology annotation, cellular component: endoplasmic reticulum. The coding region runs from base 122 to 1159 and encodes 345 amino acids. The transcript is spliced from 9 exons. Gene Ontology annotation, molecular function: calcium ion binding. The record is from RefSeq and is a predicted model, not a curated record.